Molecule: messenger RNA, 1868 nt
Organism: Haplochromis burtoni (Burton's mouthbrooder)
Lineage: Eukaryota; Metazoa; Chordata; Actinopteri; Cichliformes; Cichlidae
Product: GTPase IMAP family member 9
Exons: 2
Coding region: 251-1234 (327 amino acids)
Molecular function (GO): GTP binding
Source: RefSeq, a predicted model, not a curated record
GACCUACAGAGGAAAAUUGCAAUUAAUUUUCAGCUCAAUCAGCUGUUGUAAUCAAACGUUGUAUUUGAUGUCAUUCAUUGUUCAGGUUGUUCUUUUCUUAUAGCUGCAUCGUGGUAACAUUUGUAACCUGGGUUACCCAUUUUUCCUCAUCUCUUCUAUCUGUGAGCGCGUAUAACGAUGUCACAUGUUUGAGGGCAGGACUAGAAGCAGACUCUCAUACUGAGACACUAUAAAAAGAAAGCAGUCAGACAUGCAACACAAUUACAAACAAGCCGCUUGCAGAGGGAAAAACAUGGACAGCACAUAUGCUCUGCUAGAUGAUGAAGAAGAGGAAGAACCCAAGUUCCGGAUAGUCCUCGUUGGGAAAACUGGAGUUGGGAAGAGCGCAACAGGAAACACCAUCUUAGGAACAAGAACUUUUAUAUCCACAACAUCUCCUUCCACAGUAACGUUAGAGUGUCGAAAGGAAACGGGAGAAUUUGGUGGUCACGCGCUGGCUGUCAUUGAUACUCCGGGUCUGUUCGACACCAGCAAAACUGAAAAGGAGGUGAAAAGAGAGAUCGCUAGAUCAAUCUCAUUUGUUGCUCCUGGUCCUCAUGUGUUCCUGGUUGUGCUCCAGGCUGGCAGAUUCACAAAAGAAGAACAAGAAACAGUGAAAAUCCUUCAGAAGGUGUUUGGAGAAACAGCAGCACAGUACACUAUGGCCUUGUUCACACAUGGAGACAACCUGGAGGCCGACGACAUGAACAUAGAAACAUUUAUCCAUAAAAGUAAAGCUCUCAAUGACUUCCUCGAUCAGUGUCAGAGAAGAUAUCAUGUUUUUAACAACAGAAAGAAAGAUCCCACUCAGGUCAGAGAGCUGUUGGAGAAGAUCAACACAAUGGUUCAGAGAAACGGAGGAAGCUGCUACACCAAUGAAAAAUUCCUGGAGGCAGAGAAAGCCAUAAAAGAGGAGAUGGGCCGACUUCUGAGGGAAAAUCCAGGCAUGACAUCCCAGGAAGCACGGAGACUGGCAGAGAAAGACAACUGGUUCAUCCAGGCCGUUGUGGCUGCUGCUGGAGCAAUUCCUGGUAUUGGUCUGGGAGCUGGUGUUGGACUUGCUGUUGAAGUUGCUAUUGGAGCAGGUGUUGGAGCUGUAGGAGGCCCAAUUGGAGCUGCAGUGGGAGCUGUAGUGGGAGCUGUAGCUGGAGCUACAGUUGUGGCCGUGAAAAGCGGUGCGUGUCCUAUACAGUGAAAUUCAUUUAGCUGUGACUCAUUAAAGUCAGCUUAACAUGAAGAUCAACAGUGAGGUUAUUAUCAUAUCGUGUGUUUUUACUGAAUCACAUUUACUCAGAUGUUUGUUUAUCAUGAAUGUUGAUGAAGUGAUUAUUGAGAUGUUCCUGAACGCUUCAAUCGAAAAUAAUCAGAAGGUCAGAUUAUUGCUGUAUAUGCAUGAAUCAAACACAUUAAUAAUGAAAGCUGAGGAGUGGUAUCCCUAUUCAAAUAAUAACGCUACGGGUAAACGUUUAAGCUUUCAGAUUAUUAAAAACUGUUUUAGGUCUGUUUUCAAUCAGAAGUAGGAGCACCGAAUUAUUCUUUUCAUAUAAAAUAAAAACUGUGCCUCCACAAAAUGUUUCAAGAGACUAAAGAAAAAAUUGGUUUAACUGUUGUUUUGUUGGUAAUUUUCGCUUUGUAUUGCUGUUGUAUCCUUUUAUUUUUUCACUUAUUAGAAAAUGUACUGUAUUUAUUCAUGAGUCAACACUGCGUGCAUGAUAAUAAUUGUAAUCACAUUUUCCCAUGUACAACUUGUACAACUUUAAAUGUAAAAUCAAAGGAAACUGAUCAAAUGUAGGAAAUUGGAUUCAAAUACAUUGCAUCGUACUUUGCUU